Molecule: messenger RNA, 2792 nt
Organism: Purpureocillium takamizusanense
Lineage: Eukaryota; Fungi; Ascomycota; Sordariomycetes; Hypocreales; Ophiocordycipitaceae
Gene: rhp57
Product: DNA repair protein rhp57
Exons: 2
Coding region: 1094-2719 (541 amino acids)
Biological process (GO): resolution of mitotic recombination intermediates; t-circle formation; double-strand break repair via synthesis-dependent strand annealing
Cellular component (GO): replication fork; Rad51C-XRCC3 complex
Molecular function (GO): four-way junction DNA binding; ATP binding; ATP-dependent DNA damage sensor activity
Source: RefSeq, a predicted model, not a curated record
CCCACAACAAAGAUUGCCGUAACUCGUACGAAAUACGCACGCGAGAAUGGCUUCCCCCUUUUCGGCGUCAUCGUUGCUGUCGAAUGACCUUGCUAUCCAGUUCAGAGGGCGUGAGAGCCAUACGGCUCAUACUGCAUGCGCCUUUGGCCGAAGCGGCACGAGGAGAUUGUCAUCCGAACCGUCAUGUUCGAUAUGGGUCCACGGUGGGAAAAUGAUCUGCGCGUCGUCCUGGGGCUUUGCAAUGCCGUCAACGGCGCGCCCCCAGUUCGUGGCUCGUGGCCAUUUGGUGUGCCCACAGGACCGGCGCAUCCUCGUUUUGCGGCGGCAUGACAGCGAACCUGCUGCCGGCGCCGGCACGUUUGACGCCACGAACCAAGUUAGGCGACCGGCUUCGAAUGGGCAAGGCAAGGCAAGCCGCCACCCGAGACAUGGGUGUGUGAGUUGAAGACAGCGACACCAGCAAACAAAGGGGUCGUCUCUUUCGAGUGGCCCGCCCGCAGACAGACGCAGGUCGGGAAUCGGGUCAAUUUGGAGUAAGCAUUGGCGGCCAAGUGCGAAAGCGGCUGUGAACCAGAACGGACAAAAGUGGGCGGCGGGGGAGACGGACGUCGAGCCGUGGCAGGCCCCCCUCCAGUCACGUGGGUUGGCGAUGCCCAGGACGCGAUUUGGCGCGGCGUCACGACUGGAGCUGUAACCGCAGGGUAGCUGCGCAGCAUUCGACCUCGUCUUGAUGCGCGCAGAAAACAACUCGAGAACGGAGUGGGUUGAAGAUUUGACAUAGAGAUUUGUUGGAUUAUUGGAUUUCUCUUAGGUUUCUUCGUCUCACAAACCAACGUGGCGCGUUGCGCGUAGCGCGUAGCACGGCCUGUUGGCGAAGAAGCUCUCAUCCUCCACGCCUCCUUCCAUCGUCAUCGACCUCACCUGAGCACUCUUGGGCAACGGCACCAGCGCCCUCGGCCUGACCCUGCCGCCCGCCCACUCCAAAUCGCCAGCAAAACACGCAAUCUCGCCUCUCCAAGUCGCGUAUCCACGUCGAGAUGCGAUAAACAGCCCGCACACUGGACACGCCCCCUCCCGCCUCUCCCCAUCCCCCAUGACGGACCUGUUGCGCAUCCUCCCGUCCUUCCGCACCGCGCCCUUCUCCGCCCUGCUCCCCGCCAUCGAGCAGCAUGCCCUCACCACCGCCGAGCUCCUCGCCCUGCACCCGGCUGACAUCGCCAAGCAGACGCAGCUCCCGCUGCUGGACCUUAAGCGCUUCGUCGCCGCCAUCCAGUCGUCGCUGGUCGACGACCUGGUCCCGGAGCAGCUGCUCGUUGGGCUGGACGACGACGACGACGACGACGACGACGGGCCCGGUCAUCAGCACGCCGCGAGCAUCGCAGACAGCCGCGGGAAGGAGGAGAAGGGAGAGGAGGAUGACGAUGGAAGAGAGGGAGAUGUUGCGCCCAAGGGCACCCAGGAUGACCCCGGCGCAGUCGCGGCAGAGCAGCAGCAGGAGCAGCGGCCGCCGCCGCCAUCGCCGCAACGACAGAUGACGCCCGGCAACAUCCCGUGCGAGGCCAUCAGCACCCUUGACGACGGCCUCGACGCCGCGCUCGGCGGCGGCGUGCCCCUCGGCUGCAUCACCGAGUUCGCCGGCGAGAGCGGCGCCGGUAAGACGCAGUUCCUCCUCUCCCUGUGCCUCGCCGUGCAGCUGCCGCCCCCGCGCGGCCUCGCCAAGCAGGCCCUCUACAUCUCCACCGAGUCCGGCCUCGCCACCCGCCGCCUCGCCCAGAUGCUCGCUUCCAACCCGGCCUUUCUUGCCAGGAACGACGCCGACGCGCGCCCGCCGUCGCUCGACAACAUUCUCAGCACCGUCACGCCCGACCUCGAGUCCCAGGACCACAUCCUCGAGUACCAGGUCCCCGUCCUGCUGUCGCGCCACGACAUUGGCCUCGUCGUCGUCGACUCCGUCGCCGCAAACUACCGCGCCGAGUUUGAGCGCCAGGGGUCCCGCGGCUCUAACAUGGCCGCCCGGAGCGCCGAGCUCAUCCGCCUCGGUGCCUUGCUGCGCGACCUCGCCCGCAGGCACAACCUCGCCGUCGUCGUCGCCAAUCAGGUCGCCGAUCGCUUCUCCUCGUCUUCCCUCUCGCCCGGUACCAUCCGCGGCCGCGUCCACGCCGGCGCCGUCAGAAACGUCGCCACGACCCUGCAAAGCACGCAGGACAGCCCGCUCGCGUCGCGGAGUGACAAGGGCCCUCCGCCCCUUCCCCUCGCCAGCACGCCGCCGCCGCCCUCCUCCUCUGGCGCCGCCCCCUUCUCCUUUCCCGACGACGGCCCGCCACCUGCGCCGCCCGCCCUGCGGCUCGACCACCAGCAGCGCUGGUUCACCGGCUGGGGCGACGACCCGUACUCGUCGCAGGCCCUCAAGACGCCUAGCCUCGGCCUCGUCUGGUCCACUCAGAUCUCGUGCCGCGUCGCCCUAUUCAAACGCCCUGUCUACGGCCGCCCGCGGAGGGUCGCCGCGCCGCUCCACGCGGACGACUACGACGACGGCGACGACGUCGCUUCGCGCGAGCCAACGCUUAAGGCGUGGAGGAGAUGGAUGAAGGUCGUAUUUGCGCCGCACGUCGCGGCGUCGGGGCGGGGGAUGGACGGAGCGGCCGAGUUUGAAGUAAAUAUGGGCGGCCUCAAGUCUGUAAAGCCUAAAGCGAAGCUCAAAGCGAAAGGCAUACACUGAAGCCUUGCUGCGCCUUUAGUUCGCAAGGCUUACGAAAGGUAGUCACAUAAGAUUAGACGAAUCACGCCAGAAC